Owenia fusiformis is the source of this 2552-nucleotide messenger RNA. NCBI's taxonomy places the organism in Eukaryota, Metazoa, Annelida, Polychaeta, Sabellida, Oweniidae. The record is from the annotation of a GenBank genome assembly.
UCAAUGAGGUCUUCAGUCAACCCAACCAGACUAUUUUUCGUGAGUUAAAUAAGGUACACAUUUUUAUCUGGCGUGUCAUGAACCGACCCAGCAAAAUGAAUGUGGUCGGCAAAAGAGUUCGAAUCUCUACCGAUGAAGGGCAAUACACGGGUAUUGUGCGUGUCUAUGAUGAAAGGAAGGAGCUUUUGUCUUUAGAUCAAGUGGAAUAUCAUCUUGAUAAUGGAAAUGUGAAGAAAAUAUUUGGACUACAGAACUACUUCCUAGAUGACCUAACCUCUGAAAUUGAAGCAUUAGACAGUGAACCAAUACACGCUUUGAGGAACCCGGAACAGGAUGUUGUCUCAACUCAUUCAAGAGGAAAGAGAAUAUUCCAUUCCAAAAUGGCUGCCCCACACCAAAGUAGACUGAAAGACCUGGACAUCAAUAUAUUGCUAGGACGAGAGAGUCCUCACCAUGACAACCAACCAGAUGAUGAUGAUCCUAAACAGAUCCUUAAUCAGCAUCACAAUAUCAGGAUGCUGUCAGAUGAAACACGGGAUGGUCUUGCAACUGGAUCACUAGCUACAUUCAAAGUAUUUGACCAGCUAGAUGAUGAUUUCUAUGCUGCAUUAGAGGAGAUAUCAAAAGAAUCAGUGAUUGGUUUUGCUGUCGAGGGCGUGAAUAUUGGUCGCAACGGGAAACUUUGCUGGGUCCAGGUGGCACUGAAGGAGGAUAUUUUCCUGUUUGAUAUUCUAGCCCUCGGGAAAGAUUGCUUCUCGGAGGGUCUUGCGGAGAUUCUAAGCAGUGAUAUUGUUAUGAAGAUAAUCCAUGACUGUAGGAAUAUUAGUGACAUGCUAUUCAGCCAAUAUGACAUAAAACUGAUGAACAUAUUUGACACUCAGGUGGCUAAUACUAUGUGCUACAAGAAUGAACAUUUUGGAGAUCUACCUCGUUAUGUUGACUCAUUGUUUAGUGUGCUGAAAGACAACUUAGGCAUAACAGAGAGUGAUUUUCGUGUACAACGAAUCAGACUUGACACUGCUGAGGAUGAUCAGAAGAUCUGGGCAGUGCGUCCACUACCAGAAAUCCAACUCGACGCUUUGGCCAAGAAUGUGAAAUAUCUGCGCCCAUUGUGGAGGGGGUCGAUAUUUAUCUCUCCAUAUAGAGAUGAGAAAAAUGAAUCAAAACUACCAAGCAAUGACCAACUCCAUUGCACACCAGUGUUAUUCAGACAUCUGAACCACAUAGUAGCAGACAGGACUGUGCACUAUAGGGACUUGGACAAAGACAAGAAUGGCUUCCGGGAGAACUGUAAAGGUGUCACUGACAGCUAUGUCGUCUUUGCAAGAGACUCCCCCUGGCACGAGAAGAAAGAGUGGCGCAGUAAGGGAAUGUUUGGACAUAGAGGAGAGACUUACCAUGAGCAGAAAAUGAAAAACAUACAGGGUAACCAGUUAACAAUGCAAAUGAUAGAAGAAUCAACAACUCCAAAAGUCCCUCCUCAGUCAUCACCCAUUGCUCAUCCACCAUCUACAAAAGCAGAAGUGGAAAAUCUCAGGCUAACGGAAAAUUCCACACCAAUGGAAAAUUCCACUGUGUUGGAAAAUUCCGUAACAAAUACUGUACGAUACUCAGGAACUGUAUCUCAAGACACUGCUGUACUUAAUACUCAUUCUACCAAGUCACAGUCCCACCAGGCCACUAUUAAAAAUCCUAUCACAGCCGAGGCUGCAAAACAAUGUGGUUUUGUGUUCAGGCCAGCUGGUCAUUUUGAAGCGAAGGGCCCUAAAAAGCAGAAAAUUCCUGAUCCGCCUCCAAGAGAAAAUGCAAUUAACCAGUAUGGUCUUAAUUCUAAAACUGAUCCUGCCGAAAGUGAAGGAAGUGAUUUGAGUAGUGGCUUCAAUGUACCUACAAUCCACAAAGUUUUUGAUGAUUUCGAUUUCAUGGGAGAAAUUCCUGAUCAGGGUGAUUUAGAUAUCAAAAAUGGGAUCGCUCCUCAUACAAAUCUUUCAACUCCAUUUUUGGACCUUGCUAACUCGGGCCCAGAUAACAACUCAGGAACAGAGUCAUCGAGCGAAGAUAAUACAAAUAACAGUAAACGAUUCCAGGACAUUAACAACGAUGUGAAAACGCCAGUCAAACAGUCUCAAGAUAUACUUUCCGACAGCUCAAGUGGAUCUGAUAAACCACACAAACGACGAUCUGACAUUCUCAAAGAGCUUUUGAGAAAAAAUAAACAGUCACCUUCACCUACGAAACCGUCAUACUCGCCUGGUCAUAUUUCUAAUUCAACAAAUAUAUCACCUGGCCAAAUUACUCAAUCAACAACCUCAAUGAUUCAGAAAACACCAGACAUAACUGCUGGAUCAACCGAAAAGAGCACAAGUGAGACUACUCCAUCAAUCAUAUGUGAAAUUCCUCCCCAGAGGCCCAAAGCGCCUUAUAGACUCGUAGACCUGAAUGAUGACAUUGACUUUGCCAGUAUUGCACCCACCAUGAAAGGAGUAUCAGGUGCCAAUGUGAAACCCAGGCUAGGACGUGGAGAAGCCAUUGAGAAACAUAUUUUUUCUUAA